Messenger RNA from Necator americanus (New World hookworm), 2997 nucleotides. RefSeq lists its product as uncharacterized. NCBI's taxonomy places the organism in Eukaryota, Metazoa, Nematoda, Chromadorea, Rhabditida, Ancylostomatidae. Gene Ontology annotation, biological process: protein secretion. The record is from RefSeq and is a predicted model, not a curated record. The transcript has 26 exons. The coding region runs from base 1 to 2997 and encodes 998 amino acids.
AUGCACAAACAUCGAGACCGCCGCAAUAAUUCCCAGUUUGGAUAUCUGGAGCUAAAGGAGGAACAAGUAAAAAAAAAUGCUGAGCCCACGCUAGUAUGGUGUUGUUGGUUUGUUAAACGCUGUGAAGUAAGCAUGACGCUAUCAAAGUUGGAAUCGAUGUUUGAUCUUUUGGGAAAACUCACGUCCAUUGAUAAAGAUCUCCCGUGGACAUCGCCGAAUUGUGACCCUUUCGGUUCCAUUCUUUCCUGUUUAGAAGAUCAAGAAAAAGUGUGUUCCCUGUUUCAAUCUAACUCAAGUAGCGAGUGUCCGGACACUAGGGUUCGAUAUGGUCACCUGAUUACGUCGGUGAUGCAUGAGAUUGCAGCCGAGCUAAGCGCUGUCAAGAAUAGAAUAUCCACAGAGCCUUCCCUUAUUUCUUUGAAGAAUUUGGCCACAGUGUCGUCCGCAUUCCAAUUUUUUGUCCUAGCAUGUGUUUCUCCAUAUUUGGAUCAAGGAGUUGGUAUCCCUUUGAAGUUGCGAUCUCGUGUUAUUAAAUCAUGGGAGAGGUGCACUAAUAAUUGGGAUUUCAGAAAAACGCAGCUUUCUUUUGCUGGAGAAUGUAUUUCUGCACUCUUUGACAGCAAUGACGUUAUCCGGGUGAACUUAAUGAGCAAAUACUGCUCGGAUAUUGUGUGCAUUUUUGAACAGCUGAUGUUAUUGGAUCCGUGCAACAACUUGAUUCCAGCUUAUAAGGACAUUUUAAGCAAAACCGAUCCCAAACUAUUGGUCUGCACAUUUGUAGGCCUGUUGAAGCCGAGAUCUGGAGUGAAUCCUCCAAAACAGUUUGCAAUAUCAAUUGGAUCGCAGUUGUCUGCCAUACUCGUAAGUAAAAAUGGACUGAGCGUCACCCUAUCAUCUUAUGAAGAGAUUAAUGGUGAGCAGUUCUGGGACAAUACCCCGCUUCUAUCCGCAUUGGCGAAACAACUCGCUCUACCACCGAGAAACAGCAUGAAGAUGUCGUAUUACAGAAACAUCGUUUCUCAGUUCACCCACAUCAUUACUAUUGGAGCAUUCUCUCGCAGUAGAGUUUCUACCUUUUUUUCUAUGUUCACCGAGGAAAUGCGUGGAAGAAAUUCUGUUGCUGCAGAUAUUUUUGUUGAUGAUGUGUUAUUCAAACCCUGGGAAGCAUUAUCCUUUUCCACAAAUCCUUCGUGGUCAGAUGAGCAUGAUAUUUCUCUUUGUUUGCUGAGACUAUGGAGCGAUGGAAAAUCUAGCUCUCGUCUCUUGAAAGCGAAUCCACGUUUCCUACCUUGUGCGUCUGCACUUUUGUCACUGCUCUCAGUUUCUGAUUUUGGUAAAGGAUGCUCAAACAUUAGUGUUUUCGACGACAUUUUCGCUACUUUAAAAUGUGCGUUAGAGGACGUUGAGAAUUUGUCUGAUUUCCUUCUUGCCUUCAUAUGCGAUACUUCUCCCUGUUUUGAACUUGUGCAGCAACGCAGUCUUGUUCAAGAAGUUGGUGGAAGAGCUUCAAUGUAUGGAAAAGUGACAUUAUCCCGGAUAUUUCUGAGUAGAGAUGAAUUACUUGGGAGGCGGAUUGAUUCUUUAAUCACAUUUCUGAAGAAAUUGGGUAAACCAUUCUCCAGCAAACUGCUACUGGAAUUAGCAUGUAAAAGUGUCGAGAAGUGGAACGAUGAUGCUUUACGAAGCGCUCCCCGCUUUAUUAGCGUGGAUGAAACUAACGUGUUGCCUAAAUCAUCGUGGCACUUCGUGGCUGGCGUGAUUUUUGAGCAACUGCAAGAUAGCGACGUUGAUUGUAACGAUAAAAACACGAUAUUAUCACUACUGAAGUUGAUUCAGGAAAUUUUGCGAUCAGUUAUACACUAUCUCGAGCAGCGCCAGAAAGCAUUUGAUUGUUUGGAUAUUGUCGCCGCAGAAAGAGCUGUUGUUAUGGCAGCGCAGGCUGAUAAACAGAUCUCUUCGGCAUUUUCGGAGACGUGUAUUGUUCUUUUGUCGUUUUUCGAUCUUGUAUCUGGUCUGAAACAUAAAGAUGAUGAUCUACUGGUGUUGGCAGCAGAUGCUCAUAAGCUAGCCUCUUUAUUCGAAAAGGAUCGUGAAUCAAUAAUUGUGCUCUCUCCCUCUACGAACCAACCAUUGUACUAUUUUGGGGAGAAUUCCAUCAGUGUCCUCGACUCUAUCCGUCACCGCCUUGCUGAAGCCUCUCCUGUUGACCGUGGUGGAGCACUUCUUGAUGUGGGGCGCCUCAUACGACUUCGGAAUGCUACAGUCUUAUUGCAGCUUGAAGAGUGGCUUUUUGAAGAGAUGAAAGGCGCUCUUUUUGACAGUGAUUCGUAUGUGUAUCUUGCUGCUAUCAACGCUCUAGCGGAGACGGCUUGUUACAAUACGAAAUAUUUGAGCGAAAUGAUUUCAUUAUUUAAGAACUUCGCUGAAAUCUCCACUUCAUCAGAAUCCAAGAGUGAAAUUGAAGAAACAGUGGCAAAUGAACCAGAAAAAGGAGACUCAGUUCACAUUGAUGUUGCUGUUCGUUCUCGACUCUGUGAAGUAAUUGGGAAGGUUUUCCGUGAGUUAGGAGAUAUGAGUCCUGUCUGGAUCGAUAAAUGUGCUGGCGUUUUCUUAAGCUGCUUCUCGGAAGAGGAUGAGAUCUUAAGGGCUAGUGCUUCGCAAUGUCUGGCUGAAAUCAUUUUAGCUUGUCACGGACGAAACGUGGAGAAAUACUUGAAUGAGAUCUUUUUCAUUGUCGAAAACACUCUCAAUUCCGAUCUCAGUGCUUUGUUGAGGCGGUCGGUUGUGAAUCUUCUCCGUCAAAUCAUCAAGUCCUGUGACACAAAAAUAUUAGAGAUUGUUGGUCCCCGUCUACGAGAUCUGCACAGAAAGCUCGUCCACUUAUGGCGUUUUGAUGCUGAUCACGUGGUGCGAUUACAUGCAGAGCUAGCUUUGGACGAACUAAAAGCUGCCAUAAAAUGUACUGUUUUAGAAGAAACCACAAGUAUUCGAUGUUAA